UGACAGUGACAUUACUGACAUUUAGCUGGACGUGCGUGUUGUUGAUUCGUGCUUGUUUUGUUAUUAUUUUUCCAUUGUUUUUUGUUUUAUUGAGAAAAAAAUUACUGCAGUUCAAGAUCACAUUUUGAUUUCCAUUUUACCGACUAAUGGUUUAGUCUGUUAUCCAGAUUGGUUGUGCACUUAGAUGUCUAAUUAAAUUCAAGCGACUGUGUUGCAGCGAAACUAUUUAGUCAUAAUAAUAGCCAAAAGAUGGCGAUUCAGAGCAAAUUAGCCCCGAUACCGUCCACAUGUAUUCAGUACGUACAUCCCUGGACCGAUUCCUGUACGAUAGCAACAGCUGGACUGAUUCUUCAAGCAGCCCAAGAUUCAUUUCGGAUCUAUUCAGCUGUGUACACGAUGUCCCUUUUGAUGCGAUGUCGCAUACCCAAAGCGGUCGAUCUGAAACGAACGGUGCAGGGAAUUAUUCAGUCGACUGCAUUUCUAACGACUAGCGCAUUUUCGUACUGUUUCUUCCUGUGCAUCAUUCGACGCUUCUUUCGAUAUAAUUUCUUCACCGUUUCGUAUGUACCGGCAUUUAUGUCCAGCGUCUGUGCGUUACUGAUUGAACGACCAUCACGGCGCGGAUUAUUAUCACUGUAUGUAUCGAACGUUGCCACAGAGACUCUUUUCAACAUGGCUGUCUCUCGCGGAAUGGUAACGCCAAUCCGAAAUGGUCAGGUGUGGAUCUUUGGCAUUAGUGUAGCCGCCAUCAUUUACUAUUUCCGCAGCGGGAUGCAUCAUCAGCAUAAUGAUUCGAUAUUUGAUAUAUUGCGAUUCGUGCUUACUGACAGUGAAGAGUAUAAACGAGUCGAUCCAGCGAGAAAUAACGAAGUGAAUGAUGAUGAAGCCGAAUCAUUGAAUCAACGUCAGGGGACCGUUCCUGCACGAGGAAGUGCGCCGAGAAGAUUACCGUACAUACUGAAAAUGGUGCAAUUGUACACAUCGCUGGUGAACCGAGUAAAACAAAUGCCGAAACAUGAAACGUGUCGGCAUCCAAAUAGUUGUGCACACUAUGUGCUGCAUGGUGGCCUUAAAAUGUUUUCCAUCGGACUGGGAAUACAAAUUUCGCUUAAAUUAGUAUUGCAAAUGACACGUCUGCUCGCCAAUGGACCCAAAUACUUAAAGACAAUUUUCUGGACGAAGGACUCUCUCAAAUUGGCCGUUUUCUUGGGAGGUUUUUCGAGUACAUUUAGGCUUAUUUCCUGUCUCCUUCGACACAUCACUGGAAAAGAUAACGCACUCUACUCGAUACCAGCGAGUCUGUUAGCAAGUUUAUCAUUUGCCAGUUAUCCCGACACAACAGUCGCACUCUAUGUAAUGUGGAAAAUGCUUCAGAUCACGUACAACAUUGGUAACAGUAAAGGAUAUCUACCAACUGUGCCUCAUUUCACAUUCCUUCUGUAUUGUGCCAGUACAGCAACUUUAUUCCACGCCGCUACCUUAGAACCGUUAAACUUACGACCAAGUUACUGGAAAUUCUUACACUCUCUGUCCGGUGGACGUGUGGCCGGAAUGGAUAGACUAGCACUAGACGCAUAUGGAUUAGAAACUAGUAAACAAUUGGUAGAAAUGUUAAAGCGCACCAAAACGUCUAUGCACGUCCGAUUUACUUUAUAGUUGUAAAAUGAGUUGAGGGAUAAACUUUAACAAUUGUUGCUAAAGACACGGGUCAGAAUAAUUUUCUUUUUUCCAUGGGCUGUUUUCAACUUUAUUUGUUUUGAUUUUGGAUGGCGAAAAAUAUUUUUUGUUUUUGUUUUUAUAUUGAAUAGCGCGCAUAUCGUAGAUUUUGUACAUAAGAGUCAUUUUAUCGGAAUACAGAAACCAACAAUAAAAUA
Messenger RNA from Bradysia coprophila, 1874 nucleotides. Its product is annotated as transmembrane protein 135-like. NCBI's taxonomy places the organism in Eukaryota, Metazoa, Arthropoda, Insecta, Diptera, Sciaridae. The record is from RefSeq and is a predicted model, not a curated record.